Molecule: messenger RNA, 1527 nt
Organism: Scylla paramamosain (green mud crab)
Lineage: Eukaryota; Metazoa; Arthropoda; Malacostraca; Decapoda; Portunidae
Exons: 4
Coding region: 140-745 (201 amino acids)
Source: RefSeq, a predicted model, not a curated record
CUUAGGGUUGUUGUUUGGGAGACGCGUAAGAAGCCGGAGGUGGAUCGCUGGCUGCUCAGGAGACGCGCGUGUUGUGUUUACGGCUACGGAGGUUUUGUUGACAGUGUUCGUCGCGAGUCGUCUUCAACUGCCUUUCAGAAUGCGAGUCUCACUGAUCCUUCUGGCGUGUGUGUCGUGCGUGGUGGCCUUCCCUGCGUACUUCUUUCCCUAUGGCAAUUCCCAAGAAGUGAGUUGGGUUCGGCGCGUGUUGGACUGCCCUGAGCUGCUUUACGGUUCCUACGAAUCCUACAAAUGUCGUUCGAGGAGGGAGAGACGCCCCCAACAGGGCCACCCGCAGCUGACAGUGCUGGAGAUCGUGGAGCCGGAGUCAGGACGUAUUAGUGUACACGAGGACGAGCACGCGGGGACCUUCGCCAUCAGAGUGCCACACCAGGCCAAACUUGUCACGCCCAAGUGCAAACCUCACGAGAUUUACGUUGGUGAACUGGACAUCUGUGUCGAGGCGGAGGAGCAUCUGGUGAGGCCUAAAGUGACGGACAGCAAGCGGGGACAGGAGAAGCAGAAGGAGGACAAGAAGGAGCCGGUCAGAGUGCUUGAGGUGGGCGAGUACGAGAAGAAAAAGUGCGGCCCUGGGGAGAUCUGGGUGCCUGAGGUGGAUGCUUGUCUAGACAGGAACCCGCCGCCGCCCCUUGAGCCUGAGGACAGUCCGCCAAAAUCCCAGCGACUCAAGAAACAUGGGUACUAGAGAGAGAGGGAGAUGGAGAGGGAGAGGGAGAGGGAAAGGGGGAGACGUGUUGGGUUAAAGGAAAGGUAUAACUUGGUGCAAUAAUUUAGCGUCCCAACACGAUACUUUCUCCUUUCCUUCUUACCUGCAGCCUCUCCCUCAACUCUUUCUCAGCUCCCCACCUCUUGCUGCAGGCGCUCAUUACCAUAGAGAGCUGAAGGUAGUGUGUGUGUGUGUGUGUGUGUGUGUGUGUGUGUGUGUGUGAGGAACAGAUGUUAGCUCUAUAUUUAUUUAUUCUUGCCUUGCCUAACUCUUCGUGUCAUAAUGAUCUAUUCAAAUGAUAUGCUACUCGAAAGUCAACCAUGAGAUGAAUUGCUAUAUGUAAGCUUUAUUUUAUUUUAUUUUUUUCUUCUCUGGUUGUCAUUCGUUGUAUUUUGCCUAUGUAUAUUCUUCUCUAGUUUUUCUUUUGAUAUUGUAUACAUGUGUUUUUUUUUUCUUUGUUAUUUUGUCAACAUGCACGUCUUCUCUUUAUCUCAUAAUUUAAACCUAUUUUUCUAUUGCUUCCAUACAUAUGUACUAUACCUAUAUAUAGUUGCCAAUGACUAAGUUAAUUUUUAUACCUAUGAUGACAAUAAACACAAAAGACGAAAAAUAUAUACAAACAAAGAAUAAAUGUAACAUGACAAUACAUUACAAUAAAAUACAAUACAACACAAGCUGCGUUUGUAACAUAAGUACAGUACACACAUCUCAAUCUAAGAAAACCAUAAAGAAUGUAUUACUUAAUAAAAAUGCAAACAUCC